AUGAAGCUGAAUGAUUUUCUUCGGAGCUACUUGGGUGGCAGGGGAGUUGUGGACACCAAUGAGAACGUCACGAUGGGGAUGUUUGUUCAGGAUCCCGAGAUGUUUAUCCAAAACGAAAGGUUAUUACGCAUAAUAACGGCAUCGCCGUCAUACCAAGCGCUGGAGGGUAUUUAUAAACUCCAUUGCGAGGAUGUGUUUUCUCUCGAGCAAUGGAGGGACUAUGAAGGAAAGGAUACGGUCACUCCACUUGCAAGGGGAAAAAUAAACAGAGUACUCACUCAGGUACUGAGAGAAGAACGCCGCGAGGCAGAAGAAAGGGCAAGGCGGGGCCAACAAGUAAUAUUUAACUUAUUUGCUAAGAUCGAAGAUUUGUUGUUUAGAGGAAGAGUUCGCGUCAAUGAAAAGAAGCUGAAUGAUUUUCUUACGAUGGAAUUUGACGGCAGAGGCAUUUUGCGUGCCAAUCGGAAUGUCUUACUGAGGGAUUUUAUCAGUGAUCCCACGAGGUAUAUCCCCGAUGCGGGAGUAUUGGGCGAAAUACAGGCAGCCGAUGCUUAUGCGAGGAUGGAAGGGGCUGUAAGGGACGAAAUGAAUAUGGAAGAGGAUGUACGCAGGCUUCACGAGAAAGGUGUGGACAAUCUACUGAAGUGGUCAUUAGCUGCCGAGGAGGUAAAGGCAAAUGUUCAUGGAGCUAAUAAACAGUUUUUGGAUGCAGCCUUCAUUGAAUUGAUGAGCUCAAUGACGAUGAGUGCGCCGAUGAAACUGGAGGGAUGCUACGAGUCUGUGUACAAUGCGAGGUGGCAUUGUGUCGUGGAGGUUCCUGUUGGCGAGGGGACGGGAAUGUAUGUGAGGGAAGGGGAAGCACAGCAGUCAUGGACGUGCAGGGCAGUUGGCAAAACUUUUGAAAAGAAUGACGGUGUGCAGCAAUCCGGUGCAGUGCGUCCCAGGCUGAUGGUGCUCACCUCGGACAAGGGAUGGCCGUACACGUGGGGACAAGGGCUGAAUGAACUUAUUCAUGACUGCUAUGUGAACUGCGAGGUGGAUCGAGUGUGGCAGACCGUCAAGGGCGGUCUCACCGAGUGGUUCAGCAGUCACGGUAAGAACAAAAUUUCGCCUGAUCCGUUUGUGUUGAUUGGGACGCCAGGGAUCGGGAAGUCGAUGGCUGCCGGCUCGUACCUUCUCUACCAGCUGCUGCACUACGAUGCGAAGCGACUGCAAAUGGUUGCGUACUUUAUUGGGAAUCGAAAAUUUCUUUUUGACAAGACCGCCAAAACGGUGGAAAAAUACAGUGCGGCGUCUAAUAUCGUGGAUAUUUUGGACGGGUUUUCUGGGCGUGGGUUGAAGGGGUAUAUUAUCUACGACGUGGCAAUGAAGGGUCAUCAAACGUCUACUGCUUUGCCUUGCAAGGGAUGGGGCAUGAUUGUGGUGACACCGCCAGACAAAAACAACUACGAAUCGUGGGCGAAGCUGGUGCGAGCGAAAAAAAUCAUAAUUAAUUGCCCUGACGAGAGCGAUGUGAGGGCAAUGUGCAUUUGGAUGAAGCACAAUCGGCAGCUUGAGGAGGAAGAAGCGGACUACUGGAGGGAGGUGAAGGAUCGCAUGGAUAAAGUGGGACCACUUCUUCGCUACAUCUUUGAUGACAGCGAAUACAAAUCUCGGCUUGUCUCGUGCGAAAGUAGAGUUAAAUCAAUGAACCUUUUUGCUACCCACUAUUACUCUAUUUUGGGGACUAAUGAAGUGUGCGAUGAUAGCCACAUCUCUCACAAAGUUGUAAAGGUCGUACGAGUACGAGGGGGAAGCAAUUUAGAAUUGCCUUUAAAUGCACUGAUGUCUCCUUAUCUCGGAAAUUUAGUGACAUGCAAGUUGGCGGAGUUAAUGGCGCCGAAUAAUUUUAUUUUACUCGUAUUGGCCAUUAAGGACGAUCUCUUAUCAAAACCCCUUGAAAAGCAUUCCGUGUUUACUUUUUUUAGCGGGGCCUUUGUAAGUGCAAUAAUACCGAAACUCAGGGAGCUGAAACUGCAAGAAGAUGCUCCGCCACAUCUCUGUGCGCUGGAAUCACGUCCACAUGAGCGCCCUCUCAAGCCCUGUAUUUUACCGUUACUGGAAAAAUUUAAAAAGAAGAUUAAUAUAGAGUCUCGGGUGCUGUACAAACCGGAGGCUCAAAACUUUCCGUUGGUGGACGCCUUUUUCUUCAUAGAGUCACCGCAGAAGACGCUGGUUGGGCUGCGGAUGGCUACGGCGGGUGGGCACCACACGACAACCAGCACUGUGCGGCAGUUCACUGAGUGCCUGGCGGCAUAUUUUAAUGGUUGGGAGGAGUUAUCCCGAGAAAUGUCGUGGGAGAUGAUUUACGUGCAGCACGAAAACAGCAAAAAGAUAACGAAAUGGCAGAGAUGUGGUCCCGUCAAUCCCAAUAAUGAAACCGACGCUGAAAAAGAGAUUGUGGCGUUCUGGAACGGAAAGGUACAUUAA
This is a messenger RNA of Trypanosoma cruzi, 2469 nucleotides long. Its product is annotated as retrotransposon hot spot (RHS) protein, putative. The record is from RefSeq and is a predicted model, not a curated record. The transcript has a single exon. The coding region runs from base 1 to 2469 and encodes 822 amino acids. NCBI's taxonomy places the organism in Eukaryota, Euglenozoa, Kinetoplastea, Trypanosomatida, Trypanosomatidae.